AUGGGAGUGGUUUGGUGUGCUCUUUGGAUGUAUGUGGUCUCUGAUAGACCCAUGACUCACCCACGAAUCUCUGAAGCGGAGAAGCAGUACAUAACAAAAGCUGUGGAAGAAAGUGUAGGAAAACAUACAGGAAAGCUCGGAAUGUUAUCUGCUAUACCAUACAUUGCUUAUUUUGUUGUGAUUAAUAUUGGCGGAGUCAUCGCCGAUUUCAUUCGUAGCAAGAAAAUUCUUGGAACACUAAACACUAGACGGGCUGCUAUGCUUAUAGGCUGGUGGAAAUGA
This is a messenger RNA of Strongylus vulgaris, 282 nucleotides long. Lineage: Eukaryota; Metazoa; Nematoda; Chromadorea; Rhabditida; Strongylidae. The record is from the annotation of a GenBank genome assembly.